Molecule: messenger RNA, 2940 nt
Organism: Syngnathus typhle (broad-nosed pipefish)
Lineage: Eukaryota; Metazoa; Chordata; Actinopteri; Syngnathiformes; Syngnathidae
Exons: 9
Coding region: 533-2113 (526 amino acids)
Source: RefSeq, a predicted model, not a curated record
CAAUGCCCCGCGCGCAGCCAAGAUGGAAGAACCGGGGAGCAGCGAGAGAACAAUGUUUUUCCUCUAGAUUUGGGGGGGAAACGGAGCAAAAAAUGGACAGCCGGACUCGGACUCGUGGUCAAGAGGCCGGACUCGAACUCGGUGCAAAAAUCCGACCGAGUCCACAGCCCUGAGAAAUUUCACUCAAGUGGUACUUAUUGGACGUAGAGUUGAGCGUGAAGAAAAAGGCCAGGUUGGUUUUAUUGCCGUCCGUCAAAAGUCGCAGCAUUGUGCUGUCUGUGUCACAUGAUCCGGAAGCAUUUGUGGUGUUGGGUUCAAGGUUGACGACAUGCACUGUCUGGUUUGAGGAGGUGGAGUUGAAGCUGAUGUUGAGCUGAAGGCCCAUGUACGCCAGCAAGCAGACACUGCUAUUGGUGCCGACCACCCGGUAGUGCCCUGUCACUGGUCUACCAGGCUCUUUGUGCGGCGCCUUGGUGCUGGAUGGUGCCACGAUGGCCAAACCCUGGUGCACAGUUACAGCGGCUAUAAUAGAAUGCAGGGUAAAUGUCAGCCACCGUGUCUGCACACCACCAGUGGUCGUCAUGGAUUUGGAUCAUAUGAUGGCGCUGCGCAUGGCAGCCACGACUGUUUGUCGGAGAUUCUAGCCGGAGCGGCGGUGCUGUACAAGCUAGCGCGACGACGGCGGCGCGGAAAACGAGCUGGAGCACUCAAACACUUUUCAUUAACUGCCGGCCGUACUAUUCACCGCGGGAGUUCUCCUCGAUCGUCAUGGCGGCUGUUUACAUCCCACCACACGCACGGGCGAGUGAAGCCACGCAGAUGCUGGCUGACCAGGGCGAACCUCGCACACGAACUUCCGAAAUACAGACAGCACGUAACGUGUCCCACCAGAGGGGCACAGACUCUGGACCACUGCUACACCGUGAUCAAGGAUGCAUACCACUCUGCGGCUCGUGCAGCUUUAGGACUCUCGGAUCACUGUCUAGUUCAUCUGUUCCCGGCCUACAGGCAGAAAAUAAAAACUUCUAAGCCUGUGGUGAGGAUUGUGAGGAGGUGGACAGUGGAGUCAAGCCAGGACCUCCAAGCCUGCUUUGACUGCACCGAUUGGGGAGCUUUCGAAGCUGCAACUUCAGACUUGCAUGAACUCACUGACACUGUCACAUCAUACAUAAGUUUUUGUGAGGAUCUGUGUGUGCAGACUAAGACCUUCUGCACGUACAACAACGACAAACCUUGGUUUACACCGAACCUCAGGAGGCUGCGCAAGGUCAAGGAGGAGGCCUACAGGAGCGGCGACCGCGCCCUGUUCAGGCAGACCAGAAACACACUGAACCAAGAGGUCAGGAAAGCCAGGUGUUACGGGGAGAACCUGAAGAGACACCUCUCUGCCAAUCCUGAUCCCUCAACAGUGUGGAAAGGUCUGCAGAGCAUCACAGGCUACAAGAAACGAACCCCCCACCCUGUGGAGAGCCCAAGGCUUGCUAACCAGCUAAACAGGGGCCGCGCCCGCACUCCAGGUCCGCGAGGAGGAAGUGCGCCAGAUGUUCCGGAGACAAAAGACCAGGACGGUGUGUCACCUUCCUGCUUGAAAGUCUGCGCUGAGCAGCUGGCGCCCACCUUCAACCGUUCUCUGGAGCUGUGUGAGGUGCCCUCGUGCUUCAAGAGCUCCACCAUCGUUCCAGUGGCCAAGAAGGCCGCCAUCACAGGUUUGAAUGACUGUAGACCCGUCGCACUGGCAUCUGUGGUCAUGAAAUCUUUUGAGAGGUUAGUGCUGAACCACCUGAAGGAGGUCACGGGCCCCCUGCCUGACCCCGUCCAGUUUGCCUACCGGGCAAACAGGUCAGUGGAUGAUGCGGUCAACAUGGGACUGCACUACAUCCUGCACCACCUGGACACCCCAGGAACGUACGCCAGGAUCAUGUUCGUAGACUUCAGCUUGGCGUUCAACACCAUCGCUCCUGACAUCCUCCAACAGAAGCUCAUCCAGCUUGCGGUGCCUGCCUCCACCUGUCAGUGGAUCACCAGCUUCCUGACCAACAGGAGACAGCGUGUCAGGCUGGGGGGCAUCUCAUCUGACACCCGGACCACCAAUACUGGAGCCCCUCAGGGGUGACUCUCCUGUGAGGCUCCUGAAGUAUGCAGAUGACACCACUCUCAAUCGGACUGAUCCAGGACGGUGAUGAGAUUGCGUACAGACAGGAGGUGGAGCUGCUGGUCCACUGGUGUAGCCAAAACCCUCUGGAGCUGAACCCGCUCAAGACCGUGGAGAGGACAGUGGAUUUCAGACACCUUCAAGUUCCUGGGAACUACUAUCUCUCGGGACCUGAAAUGGACCGGUCACAUAGACUCUGUCCGGAAGAAGGCCCAGCAGAGGCUGUACUUCCUGAGACAGCUCAAGAAGUUCAACCUGCCGCGAGAGCUUCUGAAGACCUUCUACACUGCCAUCAUCCAGUCUGUCCUCUGCACCUCCAUCACUGUCUGGUUUGGAUCGGCCUCCAAACAAGACAAGCACAGACUGCAACGGACAAUCAGGACUGCAGAAAAGAUCAUUGGAAUCAACCUCCCUGUCCAGGACCAGGAAACGUGCAAGGAACAUGUCUACAGACCCUUCUCACCCAGGUUGCAGUCUGUUUGAACUACUCCCCUCCGGACGGCGUUAUAGAGCUCGGUACGCCAAAACCAGCAGACACAGAGACAGCUUCUUCCCCCAGGCAGUUGCUCUGAUGAACUCACACCACUCAUAGAAUCUCAGAGUCAUUACUGGGCAAUAACAUCCUGCUCUUCACAGCUUUUUAAUUUGUCUACACUGUUUUUGCCAUUUUUCACAUGUCCUGAGUGUUGUUAGUGACCUAAAUGUUGAACAGAGGGUGUGUUUUAUCGAAGUCAAAUUCCUUGUUUGGCAUGCUCAAACAUGGCGAAUAAAAACUCUUGAAUCUUGAA